UCAAAUCGUUAUUUUUUGAGCUUUCAAAAAUUGUCGAAGAGAAAUAUCCUGCAUACAGAAGAACUACUAGGAGAUGAGCCAAACGGAAGUGUCCUGCGAUGAAUCGGAUCCGCAACGAGAAUCAAGAUCAAUCCCGGAGGACGAGGAUGUCAGAUGUACUUUAGAUGGGCUCCUCUUGCAAAUGGUUCAUUUAAUAGAGGACCUGGAGCUGUUGCACUCGCAAGUGAAUAAGGAGUCAUCCAGAGCUCAACUAGUCCUGGCCAGAGUAAGACUGCACCAGAGUGCUCAGCGAAUUCCAGCAGAAGCCCAGUUGCCCAGAGGGCGACCCUACAAGGCUCUCACUCGCGUUGUGGAGGAGCAGAGCUCCUGGGGAACGGUGUUCAGGAUCAUCCGACUGCCUGUCAACCCGAUCUUGGGAUAUCUCCGACCCGUGAGGAACAUCUUUGGCUCUCUGGUGCCAGAUAACUUGCGAAUCGCGAAUCGGCAUUGGGAACACUGCCUGGAUCUCAUAGUUGAAUGUGCCAACAUCAAAAGAGAACUUCAAUCGACGAUUGUCUGCAUAGAGAAGCUGCGAUACUUUCUUAGUCAAAGGUAA
Drosophila teissieri is the source of this 595-nucleotide messenger RNA. RefSeq lists its product as uncharacterized. The transcript has a single exon. The record is from RefSeq and is a predicted model, not a curated record. NCBI's taxonomy places the organism in Eukaryota, Metazoa, Arthropoda, Insecta, Diptera, Drosophilidae. Gene Ontology annotation, cellular component: extrinsic component of endoplasmic reticulum membrane. Gene Ontology annotation, biological process: vacuolar proton-transporting V-type ATPase complex assembly. Bases 74 to 595 code for a protein of 173 amino acids.